CUUCCCCAACGAUGCCAGCUCAAUGGACCCUGACCUCUAUCCUGACUCUCCUGGUGCUUUUUGGCACAGCCAGAGCAGGCCCCUUCUCUCCGCGGCCCAAUAUGACCCUCCCAGCCCCUCGGCCCCCUCCCCAGCCAGGGGGCCCUUCUUCUCAGCUGUAUGAGCACACUGUGGAAGGAGGGGAGAAGCAGGUGGUAUUCACCCACCGCAUCAACCUGCCCCCCUCAGCCGGCUGUGGCUGUCCGCCGGGCGCUGAACCCCCGGUGCCUGCUUCAGAGGUGCAGGCCCUGAAGGUCCGGCUGGAGAUCCUGGAGGAGCUGGUGAAGGGACUCAAGGAUCACUGCUCAGGAGGGUGCUGUCCCACGGCUGCCGCGCAGGCUGGCACGGGCCAGACCGAUGUGCGCAGCCUCUGCAGCCUCCAUGGUGUCUUUGACCUGAGCCGCUGCGCCUGUUCCUGCGAGCCUGGCUGGGGUGGCCCCACCUGCUCAGACCCUACAGACACCAAGACGCCCACCUCGUCCCCGGCCCCAGCCUCCAGGACCUGUCCCGAUGACUGCAACGACCAGGGUCGCUGCGUCCGAGGACGCUGUGUGUGCUUCCCCGGCUACAGCGGCCCCAGUUGUAGCUGGCCCUCUUGCCCCGGAGACUGUCAGGGCCGCGGGCGCUGCGUGCAGGGUGUGUGUGUGUGUCGCGCUGGCUUCUCGGGCCCCGACUGCAGCCAGCGCUCCUGCCCUCGCAACUGCAAUCAGAGGGGCCGCUGUGAGGACGGCCGCUGCGUGUGCAACCCAGGCUACUCGGGUGAGGACUGCGGGGUGCGGAGCUGUCCCCGGGGCUGCAGCCAGAGGGGCCGCUGUGAGGACGGCCGCUGCGUGUGCAACCCAGGCUACUCGGGUGAGGACUGCAGCGUGCGGAGCUGCCCAUGGGACUGUGGCGAGGGAGGCCGCUGCGUGGACGGCCGCUGCGUGUGCUGGCCCGGGUACUCCGGCGAAGACUGCAGCACGCGGACGUGCCCGCGUGACUGCCGUGGCCGUGGCCGCUGCGAGGACGGGGAAUGCAUCUGUGACGCAGGCUACAGCGGCGACGACUGCGGCGUGCAGAGCUGCCCCGGGGACUGUAACCAAAGGGGCCACUGCGAGGACGGCCGCUGCGUGUGCUGGCCCGGGUACACAGGGGCGGACUGCGGCGCGCGCGCCUGCCCCCGGGACUGCAGGGGCCGAGGGCGCUGCGAGGGUGGCGUGUGCGUGUGCCACGCGGGCUACAGCGGCGAGGACUGCGGGGUGCGCAGCUGUCCCGGGGACUGUCGCGGCCGGGGGAGCUGCGAGAACGGCCGCUGCGUGUGCUGGCCCGGGUACACAGGCCGGGACUGUGGCACGCGCGCCUGCCCCGGGGACUGUCGCGGGCGCGGGCGCUGCGUGGACGGCCGCUGCGUGUGCAAUCUGGGCUUCGCUGGCGAGGACUGCGGGAGCCGUCGGUGCCCUGGGGACUGCCGCGGCCGCGGCCGCUGUGAGGACGGUGUGUGCGUGUGUAACGCAGGCUACUCGGGCGAAGACUGCGCCACACGCAGCUGUCCGAGCGGCUGCAGGGGCCGCGGCCGGUGCCUGGACGGGCUCUGCGUCUGCGACGACGGCUACACGGGCGAGGACUGUGGCGUGCGACGGUGCCCUCGCGACUGCAGCCAGCAAGGCGUGUGCCAGGACGGCUUGUGCUUGUGCCACGCCGGCUACGCGGGCGAAGACUGCAGCAUCCGCACCUGCCCCGCGGACUGCAACCGGCGCGGCCGCUGUGACGACGGGCGCUGUGUGUGCGACCCAGGCUACACCGGGCCUGCCUGUGCCACGCGCACCUGCCCAGCUGAUUGUCGUGGCCGUGGGCGCUGUGUGCAGGGAGUGUGCCGGUGCUACGCCGGCUAUGGUGGAGAGGACUGUGGCCAAGAAGAGCCUCCCGCCAGCGCCUGUCCCGAGGGCUGUGGGCCGCGGGAACUGUGCCACGCAGGCCAAUGUGUGUGUGUUGAGGGUUUCCGAGGUCCAGACUGUGCCAUCCAGAUAUGCCCAGGUGACUGUCGCGGCAGGGGAGAGUGUCUCCAGGGCAGAUGCGUCUGUCAAGAUGGCUAUGCUGGAGAUGACUGCGGGGAAGAGGUACCAGCCAUCCAGAACAUGAGGAUGCAUCUUCUGGAGGAGACAACAGUCCGGACGGAGUGGACCCGGGCUCCUGGUCCUGUGGAUGCCUACGAAAUCCAGUUUAUCCCCAUGACUGAGGGGGCGAGUCCCCCGUUCACAGCUCGGGUGCCCAGCUCCGCCUCAGCCUAUGACCAGAGAGGACUGGCCCCUGGUCAGGACUACCAGGUCACUGUCCGUGCUCUACGAGGGACCAGCUGGGGUCCUCCUGCCUCUAAGACCAUCACUACCAUGAUCGAUGGUCCUCAGGACCUCCGCGUGGUAGCUGUGACUCCAACCACACUGGAUCUCAGCUGGCUGCGCCCCCAGGCCGAGGUGGACCGAUUUGUGGUGUCCUAUGUCAGUGCUGGCAACCAAAGGGUGCGGCUGGAAGUUCCCCCUGAGGCAGACAGGACUCAGCUAACCGACCUGAUGCCAGGCGUGGAGUAUGUGGUGACCGUCACCGCAGAACGAGGCCGUGCAGUCAGCUACCCCGCUUCCAUCAGGGCAAACACAGGGUCCUUACCCUCUGGCCUCCCGGAGGCUACUGAUGAGCCUCUUCCCUCGGGCCCCUCUACGACCCAAGGGGCCCAGGCCCCUAUCCUGAUCCUGGAGCAUCACCCGCUGGGAGAGUUGAAGGUGCUGGGCAGAGACAAGGCAGGGCGCCUCCGUGUGGCCUGGACUGCCCAGCCCGACACCUUUGCCCAUUUCCAGCUGCGCAUGCAGGUGGCCGAGGGGCCUUGGGCACAUGAAGAACUGCUACCAGGAGACGUCCACCAGGCUCUGGUGCCCCUGCCCCCUCCCGGGGCCCCCUACAAGCUAGUCCUCCAUGGGAUCACCCCUGGGGGCAAGCCCUCUGUUCCCAUCACCUACCAAGGCAUUAUGGACAAGGCCGAAGAGAAGCCUGGAAAGCUGUCUGUACAGCCACGCCUGGGUGAUCUGACAGUGACAGACCUGACCUCCGAGUCCCUGCUCCUGCACUGGACUGUCCCAGAGGGGGAGUUCGACUCCUUUGUGAUCCAGUACAAGGACAAAGACGGGCCCCAGGUGAUACCUGUGGAGGGACCCCAGCGCUCAGCACCCGUAACCUCCUUGGAACCAGGGCGCAAGUACAGAUUUAUUCUGUAUGGGCUCAUCGGCAAGAAGAGGCAUGGCCCCCUGGUGGCUGAAGCUAAGAUCUUGCCUCGGAGUGACCCUGACCCAGGAUCUCCACCCCGCCUGGGAGAGUUGUGGGUAACAGACCCUACCCCGGAUUCACUGCACCUCUCUUGGACUGUUCCUGAGGGCCAGUUUGACUCCUUCAUGGUCCAGUACAGAGACAAGGAAGGACGGCCCCUUGUGGUACCAGUGGAGGGGCCUGAGCGUUCAGUGGUGCUCUCCCCUCUGGACCCCAACCACAAGUACAGAUUCACCCUGUUUGGGAUUGCCAAUAAGAAGCGGUAUGGGCCCCUCACUGCUGAUGGCACUACUGCCCCAGAGAGGGAAGAGGAGUCCUCUGAGAAGCCCCUCCUGGGAGAAUUGACGGUGACUGGUGUGACCCCAGACUCCCUGCGCCUGUCCUGGACAGUGGCCCAGGGCCCCUUCGACUCCUUUGCCAUCCAAUACAAGGACGUGCAGGGGCAGCCCCAGACUGUGCCCAUUGCGGGGGAUGAGAAUGAGGUCACUGUCCCUGGCCUGGAGUCCAACAGGAAGUAUAAGAUGAACCUCUACGGCCUUCGUGGCAGGCAGCGUGUGGGGCCCGUGUCUGUAGUGGCCAAAACGGCCCCGUCACACAUUGUAGACCAGCCCUCCAGCUUCCCAGAGCCCAGCACAGAGGCCCCAGAACCCCUCGAGAAGCCACGCCUAGGAGAGCUGACUGUGACAGACGCCACCCCUGACUCCCUGAGCCUCGCCUGGACCGUCCCCCAGGGACAGUUUGACCACUUCCUGGUCCAGUACAGGAACGGGGAUGGGCAGCCCAAGGUGGUGCGGGUACCAGGAAAUGAGGACCAGGCCACCAUCUCCGGCCUGGAGCCAGACCACAAGUACAAGAUGAACCUGUAUGGCAUCCACAGUGGCCAGCGUGUGGGCCCAGUGUCUGUUGUCGGGGUGACAGCUGCAGAGGAAGAGACCCCCAGCCCCACAGAGCCCAGCACAGAGGCCCCAGAGCCCCCUGAGAAGCCGCUCCUGGGAGAGCUGACCGUGACGGGAUCCUCCCCAGACUCCCUGAGCCUCUCCUGGACCGUCCCCCAGGGAGACUUUGACUCCUUCACUGUCCAGUACAAGGACAGUGAUGGGCGGCCCCAGGUGGUGCGGGUACCAGGAAAUGAGGACCAGGUCACCAUCUCCGGCCUGGAGCCAGACCACAAGUACAAGAUGAACCUGUAUGGCAUCCACAGUGGCCAGCGUGUGGGCCCAGUGUCUGUUGUUGGGGUGACAGCUGCAGAGGAAGAGACCCCCAGCCCCACAGAGCCCAGCACAGAGGCCCCAGAGACCCCUGUGGGCGUGACCGACUCACAACCAGAAGAGACCCCUCCAGCCAUCGAACCCCCGCUUGAACCACGCCUGCAGGAGUUGACGGUGACUGGUGUAACCCCCGAUUCCGUGAGCCUCUCAUGGAUGGUCCCUGAGGGGCAGUUUGAUUCCUUCAUGGUCCAGUACAAGGACAGGGCUGGGCAGUCCCAGGAGGUGCCUGUGGGCGCAGACCAGCGCAAGGUCACCAUUCUUGACUUGGAGCCUGCCAGAAAAUACAAGAUGAACAUCUAUGGGCUACAUGGCAGCCGGCGUGUGGGCCCCAUCUCUGUGUUAGCAAUGACAGACCCUCUCCCACCAGCACCAGCUCCAGCAACUGAGGCCUCCAAGCUGCCCCUGGAGCCACGCUUGGCGGAGCUGACAGUGACAGACGUGACCCAAGACUCCGUGGGCCUCUCGUGGACUGUCCCCGAGGGUGAAUUCGACUCCUUCAUGGUCCAGUACAAGGACAGGGAUGGCCAGCCCCAGGUGGUGCCCGUGGCAGCGGACCAGCGGGAGGUCACCAUCCCAGGCCUGGAGCCCUCCCGCAAGUACAAGUUCCUACUCUUCGUGGUCCAAGAUGGACGACGACGCAGUCAGGUCUCCGUGGAGGCGAAGACAGCCGCCCGAGAUGACGCCAGCCCAGGGGCCCUUCCCCGCCUCGGGGAGCUGUGGGUGACGGAUCCCACAACGGACUCCCUGCGCCUGUCCUGGACGGUUCCCGAGGGCACCUUUGACUCUUUUAUGGUCCAGUUCAAGGACAAGGGUGGGCCCCAGGUGGUGCCGGUGAAGGGCCAAGAGCGCACGGCCACCAUCACAGGCCUGGAUGCGGGCCGCAAGUACAGAUUCCUCCUCUAUGGGCUUCAGGGAAAGAAGCGCUUUGGCCCCCUCACCACAGAGGGCACCACAGAGCCCAUGAGUACUGUGGAGCACACUGGAGUAAAGUCUCCAUCAAAACCUCGACUGGGAGAGGAACUGCGGGUGACUAGUGUGACCCCGGACUCCGUGGACCUCUCCUGGUCAGUCUCCGAGGGCCAGUUUGACUCCUUCGUCGUCCAGUACAAAGACAGGCAUGGGCAGUCCCAGGUGGUGCCCGUGGAGGGCAGCCACAGAGAGGUCAGGGUCUCUGGUCUAGACCCAGGCCGCAGAUACAAGCUGCUGCUCUAUGGACUCCGAGAAAGCAAGCGUGUGGGUCCCCUUUCUGUCAUCGCUGUGACUGGCCCCAGAGAAACAACAGAGGCUUGGACAGAGGCCCCCAUAACUUCAGCUCCCACAGUUGCGCCCCACCUCGGGGACCUGAGAGUGGAAGAGGCCACGCCUCACAGUCUGCGUCUCUCCUGGGUGGUGACUGAGGGAGAGUUUAACUCCUUCGAGGUCCAGUACACCGACAGAGAAGGACAGCUCAAAGUGGUCAGUACAGCGGGUGACCAGAGCGGCAUCACCCUUACCGGCCUGGAAUCUGACCACAGAUACCUGGUAACCCUGUAUGGUUUCCAUGAUGGGCAGCGUGUGGGCCCUGCUCAAAUUGAGGCCCUGACGGUGCCGUGGGAGGAAGAGGAGCCCACAGAACCACCCACCGUGACUCCUAAGCCCAAGCCACACCUGGGCGAGCUGACUGUGACAGACACCACCCCUGACUCCCUGAGCCUCUCCUGGACCGUCCCCGAGGGACAGUUUGACCACUUCCUGGUCCAGUACAGGAACGGGGAUGGGCAGCCCAAGGUGGUGCAGGUACCAGGAAAUGAGGACCAGGUCACCAUCCCCGGCCUGGAGCCAGACCACAAGUACAAGAUGAACCUGUAUGGCAUCCACAGUGGCCAGCGUGUGGGCCCAGUGUCUGUUGUUGGGGUGACAGCUGCAGAGGAAGAGACCCCCAGCCCCACAGAGCCCAGCACAGGGGCCCCAGAGCCCCCUGAAGAGCCGCUCCUGGGAGAGCUGACCGUGACAGGAUCCUCCCCAGACUCCCUGAGCCUCUCCUGGACCGUCCCCCAGGGAGACUUUGACUCCUUCACUGUCCAGUACAAGGACAGUGAUGGGCGGCCCCAGGUGCUGCGUGUUGGGGGCCAGGAGAGGGAGGCCGUCGUGAGAGACCUGGAGGCCGGGCGCAAAUACAAGAUGAACCUGUAUGGCCUCCACGAGGGUCAGCGUGUGGGCCCCGUGUCCACUGUGGGCGUGACCGACCCUAAAGAAGAGCCUACUGAUGCCCCUCCCCUGAAGCCCCGCUUGGGGGAGCUGACUGUGACAGACGCCACCCCUGACUCCCUGAGCCUCUCCUGGACCAUCCCCGAGGGACAGUUUGACCACUUCCUGGUCCAGUACAGGAACGGGGAUGGGCAGCCCAAGGUGGUGCGGGUACCAGGAAAUGAGGACCAGGUCACCAUCCCCGGCCUGGAGCCAGACCACAAGUACAAGAUGAACCUGUAUGGCAUCCACAGUGGCCAGCGUGUGGGCCCAGUGUCUGUUGUUGGGGUGACAGCUGCAGAGGAAGAGACCCCCAGCCCCACAGAGCCCAGCACAGAGGCCCCAGAGACCCCUGAGAAGCCGCUCCUGGGAGAGCUGACCGUGACAGGAUCCUCCCCAGACUCCUUGAGCCUCUCCUGGACCGUCCCCCAGGGAGACUUUGACUCCUUCACUGUCCAGUACAAGGACAGUGAUGGGCGGCCCCAGGUGCUGCGUGUCGGGGGCCAGGAGAGGGAGGCCGUGGUGAGAGACCUGGAGGCCGGGCGCAAAUACAAGAUGAACCUGUAUGGCCUCCACGAGGGUCAGCGUGUGGGCCCCGUGUCCACCGUGGGCGUGACCGAUCCAGAGGAGGAAACCAGGACCACACAAGCGGUGCCUAUCGUGACCUCUGAGCCUCCUCCAGAGAAGCCACACCUGGGCGAGCUGACUGUGACAGACGCCACCCCUGACUCCCUGAGCCUCUCCUGGACCGUCCCCGAGGGAGAGUUUGACCACUUCCUGGUCCAGUACAAGAACGGGGAUGGGCAGCCCAAGGUGGUGCGGGUGCCAGGAAAUGAGGACCAGGUCACCAUCUCCGGCCUGGAGCCAGACCACAAGUACAAGAUGAACCUGUAUGGCAUCCACAGUGGCCAGCGUGUGGGUCCAGUGUCUGUUGUCGGGGUGACAGCUGCAGAGGAAGAGACCCCCAGCCCCACAGAGCCCAGCACAGAGGCCCCAGAGACCCCUGAGGAGCCGCUCCUGGGAGAGCUGACCGUGACAGGAUCCUCCCCAGACUCCCUGAGCCUCUCCUGGACCGUCCCCCAGGGAGACUUUGACUCCUUCACUGUCCAGUACAAGGACAGUGAUGGGCGGCCCCAGGUGCUGCGUGUCGGGGGCCAGGAGAGGGAGGCCGUCGUGAGAGACCUGGAGGCUGGGCGCAAAUACAAGAUGAACCUGUAUGGCCUCCACGAGGGUCAGCGUGUGGGCCCCGUGUCCACCGUGGGCGUGACCGAUCCAGAGGAGGAAACGGUGACCACACAGGUGGCGCCCACCACAACCCCUAGGAAACCCAUCCUGGGCGAGCUGACAGUGACAGACGCCACCCCUGACUCCCUGAGCCUCUCCUGGACAGUCUCCGAGGGAGAGUUUGACCAAUUCGUGAUCCAGUACAAGAAUGGGGAUGGGCAGCCCAAGGUGGUGCGGGUGCCAGGAAAUGAGGACCAGGCCACCAUCUCCAGCCUGGAGCCAGACCACAAGUACAAGAUGAACCUGUAUGGCAUCCACAGUGGCCAGCGUGUGGGCCCAGUGUCUGUUGUUGGGGUGACAGCUGCAGAGGAAGAGACCCCCAGCCCCACAGAGCCCAGCACAGAGGCCCCAGAGACCCCUGAGGAGCCGCUCCUGGGAGAGCUGACCGUGACAGGAUCCUCCCCAGACUCCCUGAGCCUCUCCUGGACCGUCCCCCAGGGAGACUUUGACUCCUUCACUGUCCAGUACAAGGACAGUGAUGGGCGGCCCCAGGUGCUGCGUGUCGGGGGCCAGGAGAGGGAGGCCGUGGUGAGAGACCUGGAGGCUGGGCGCAAAUACAAGAUGAACCUGUAUGGCCUCCACGAGGGUCAGCGUGUGGGCCCCGUGUCCACCGUGGGCGUGACCGCUCCAGAGGAGGAAGCUAUGACCACACAGGCGGUGCCCACCACAACUCCUGAGCCCCUCGAGAAGCCACGCCUAGGAGAGCUGACUGUGACAGACGCCACCCCUGACUCCCUGAGCCUCUCCUGGACCGUCCCCCAGGGACAGUUUGACCACUUCCUGGUCCAGUACAGGAACGGGGAUGGGCAGCCCAAGGUGGUGCGGGUGCCAGGAAAUGAGGACCAGGUCACCAUCUCCGGCCUGGAGCCAGACCACAAGUACAAGAUGAACCUGUAUGGCAUCCACAGUGGCCAGCGUGUGGGCCCAGUGUCUGUUGUCGGGGUGACAGCUGCAGAGGAAGAGACCCCCAGCCCCACAGAGCCCAGCACAGAGGCCCCAGAGACCCCUGAAGAGCCGCUCCUGGGAGAGCUGACCGUGACAGGAUCCUCCCCAGACUCCCUGAGCCUCUCCUGGACCGUCCCCCAGGGAGACUUUGACUCCUUCACUGUCCAGUACAAGGACAGUGAUGGGCGGCCCCAGGUGCUGCGUGUCGGGGGCCAGGAGAGGGAGGCCGUCGUGAGAGACCUGGAGGCCGGGCGCAAAUACAAGAUGAACCUGUAUGGCCUCCACGAGGGUCAGCGUGUGGGCCCCGUGUCCACCGUGGGCGUGACCGCCUCCCGGCCCACAGAGCCCCCCACAGAGCCCCGCUUGGGGGCCCUGGCUGUGGUGGAAGUGACUUCCAGUACUGUGCACCUGUCCUGGACUGUGGCCCAGGGCCCCUUCGACUCCUUCCUGGUCCAGUACAAGGAUGCACAGGGACAGUCCCAGACGGUGCCUGUGAGCGGAGACCUGGGUGAGGUCACCAUCUCAGGUUUGGACCCGGCCCGCAAGUACAAGUUUCUACUCUUUGGACUCCAGGGUGGGAAGCGCCAUGGCCCUGUCUCCAUAGAUGCAAAGACUGACACAAAGCUCCUUCCUCGUCUUGGGGAGCUGACGAUGACGGACGUGACCCAAAACUCCGUGAGUCUCUCCUGGACUGUCCCUGAGGGCGAGUUCGACUCCUUCUUAGUCCAGUACAAGGACAAGGGAGGGCAGCUCCAGACGGUACCUGUGGCGGCAGACCAGCGUGAGGUCACCAUCCCCAGCCUGGAGCCCAACAGAAGAUAUAAGUUUCUGCUCUACGGCCUGGCGGGCCGAAAACGGCUGGGCCCUGCCUCUGUGGAGGGCACCACAGCUCCCCUGGAGAAGAUACCGCAGCCCCGCCUCCGUGAACUGACUGUUACAGGAGAGACCCCUGACUCUCUGCACCUCUUGUGGACCGUGGCCCAGGGCACCUUUGACUCCUUCCUGGUCCAGUACAGAGACAAGGAUGGGCAGCCCCAGACGGUGCUUGUGGCUGCAGACCAGAAUGAGGUCACCAUAGAGGGUCUGCGGCCAAGCACAAAGUACAAGUUUCAGCUCUAUGGACUCUCUGGAGGGAAACGCCUGGGACCCGUCUCUGCCCUGGGAGUGACAGCCCCAGAAGAGGACACGUCAGCCCCAAGCCCCACUGAGCCCCCUGAAGCACCCCGCCUGGGGACGCUGACAGUGGCCGAGGCAACCCCAGACUCGCUGCGCCUCUCCUGGGGCGUGGCCCGGGGCCCCUUCGACUCCUUUGUGGUCCAGUACCAGGACACAGAGGGGCAGCCCCAGGCCCUGCUUGUUGAUGGAGACCAAGACAAGGUCCUCAUCUCAGGCCUGGAACCCAGCACUUCCUACAAGUUCUUCCUCUAUGGCCUGCAUGAAGGGAUGCGUCAUGGACCUGUCUCUGCAGAGGGCGUCACAGGUCCAGUUCCUGCUGGUCAGACCCCAGGAGACCCGGGGCCCCGCCUGUCCCAGCUGUCAGUGACAGAUGUGACCACUAGUUCUCUACGGCUAAACUGGGAGGCCCCACUUGGGGCCUUUGACUCCUUCCUACUACGCUAUGGGGUCCCCUCACCAAGUACCCUGGAGCCACGUCCCCGUCCUCUGCUCCAGCGGGAGCUGAUGGUGCCAGGAAUGCGGCGCACGGCUGUGCUUCGGGACCUACGUCCUGGGACCCUGUACAGCCUUACUCUGUAUGGGCUGCGUGGGCCGCACAAGGCAGACAGCAUCCAGGGCACUGCCCGCACCCUCAGCCCAGUUCUGGAGAGCCCCCGUGACCUGCAAUUCAGUGACAUUGGGGAAACAUCAGCCACAGCCAGCUGGGUGCCACCAUCAUCCAGGGUGGACAGCUUCAAGAUUUCCUACCAGCUAGCAGAUGGAGGAGAGCCACAGAGUGUGCUAGUGGACGGCCGGACCCAGACCCAGAUCCUCCAGGGGCUGAUCCCAGACACUCGCUACGAGGUGACUGUGGUCUCUGUCCGUGGCUUUGAGGAGAGUGAGCCUCUCACGGGCUUCCUCACUACAGUUUCUGAUGGUCCCACCCAGCUGCGUGCAUUGAACUUGACUGAUGGGUCUGCCCUUCUGCACUGGAAACCUCCCCAGAAACCUGUGGAUAAGUACAACGUCCAGGUCGCCUCUCCUGGGGCCCCAGCCCUGCAGGCCUCAGCACCUGGCAGUGCUGUGGACUACCCGCUGACAGACCUGGCGCUUGACACCAACUACACAGCCACCGUGCGUGGUCUCCGAGGUCCUAACUUCACCUCCCCAGCCAGCAUCACCUUCACCACAGGGCUGAAGGCCCCCCAGGACUUGCAGGCCAAAGAAGUGACCCCUCGCACGGCCCUGCUCACCUGGACUAAGCCCGAAGUCCCACCCACAGGCUACCUGCUCAGCUUUGAUACUCCUGGAGGACAGAUUCAGGAGAUCCUGCUUCCAGCAGGGACCACUUCCCAUCGGCUUCUCCGCCUCUUCCCUUCCACCUUCUACAACGCCCAGCUCCGGGCUGUUUGGGGCGAGAGCCUCACGCCACCUGUGUCCACUUCCUUUACUACUGGUGGACUGCGGAUCCCCUUCCCCCGGGACUGUGGGGAGGAGAUGCAGAAUGGGGCCAGCUCCUCAAAGACCACCACCAUCUUCCUCAACGGCAACCGUGAGCGGCCUCUGGAUGUGUUCUGUGACAUGGAGACUGAUGGAGGCGGCUGGCUGGUGUUCCAGCGCCGCAUGGACGGACAGACCGACUUCUGGAGAGACUGGGAGGAGUAUGCCCAUGGUUUUGGGAACAUCUCCAGGGAGUUCUGGCUGGGCAAUGAGGUCCUACACAGCCUGACGCAGGCUGGAGACUACUCUAUGCGUGUGGAUCUGCGGGCUGGAAAUGAAGCCGUGUUCGCCCAAUAUGACUUCUUCCGUGUGGACUCAGCAGUGGAGAACUACCGCCUACAUCUAGAGGGUUACCACGGCACUGCAGGUGACUCCAUGAGCUACCACAGCGGCAGUGUCUUUUCUGCCCGCGAUCGAGACCCCAACAACCUGCUCAUCUCCUGUGCUGUGUCCUAUCGCGGGGCCUGGUGGUACAGGAACUGUCACUAUGCCAACCUCAACGGGCUCUACGGGAGCACAGUGGACCACCAGGGAGUGAGCUGGUACCACUGGAAGGGCUUUGAGUUCUCCGUGCCCUUCACGGAAAUGAAGCUGAGACCCAGAAACUUCCAGGCCCCCGCCAGGGGGAGCUGAGCCUGCUGCCCACUUUGCUCACACCCCAGUAUGACUGCCGAGCACUGAGAGGUCAUGCCCAGAGAAGAGCCCGUGUGCCUCUACUGCCUAGCUCACCAAGGAAGCCUUCUCUACCACGACCUCACAGCACCAUGUUUACAGGGGGGAGGGGAGGGGUUGGUAACGGAGCAAUAAAGGAGAAA
This is a messenger RNA of Onychomys torridus (southern grasshopper mouse), 12523 nucleotides long. RefSeq names its product tenascin XB (gene Tnxb). The transcript is spliced from 43 exons. Gene Ontology annotation, molecular function: protein binding. Bases 12 to 12341 code for a protein of 4109 amino acids. The record is from RefSeq and is a predicted model, not a curated record. NCBI's taxonomy places the organism in Eukaryota, Metazoa, Chordata, Mammalia, Rodentia, Cricetidae.